Molecule: messenger RNA, 4571 nt
Organism: Parasteatoda tepidariorum (common house spider)
Lineage: Eukaryota; Metazoa; Arthropoda; Arachnida; Araneae; Theridiidae
Molecular function (GO): protein binding
Source: RefSeq, a predicted model, not a curated record
AAUGCUGGAUCUCAUCCUGGAGAAGAACGUGGAAGGGUGUGCUUGCAACUUUUCUGUGACGCCUCCUUCGAAGAAGUUGGGAGAAAAGUUUGUCUUAAGUCCUACCGGCGUCAAAUUUGAAAAGCUCGGUGUGACAUUUGAUUUUUGUCGCGACUGACAGUGUCAGAAACUUGUGUCAGGAUGUAAAAUUGCGAUUUUCUGACAAAGUGAUGAGGUUUACAGGAAAUACUUUUGAAGUUAUUCUUAAGUACUACUUCUGAGGAAGACGCAUACUCCGAAACAAAGCAAAAAGAAUUAUUCUGGAUAAAAGGAUUUAGAGACAUUUUUGGAACUUUAUGUUUCGAAAACUUUCACUUUUUGGGAGGAAUGAAUAAAACAUGAGAUAUGUUAGAUCUGCAACAAGUAGUUGGCUACUCUUGUUUUCAAAAAUGGGCUGUUCUUUUCGUCACUCUUUGCACUGUCCUGAAUUCAAGCAACAGCGUCACAACUACGGAAGAAACAGAAAAAGACACAGACAAUGGUUCUAACAUGUCCCAAGAAGGUUGUCCACGCUGGGAAAGAAGUCCAUGGUGUCCUUGCUACCAAUUUGAAGAUGGACUUUUUCUAGAAUGUCCAAAUACUGGAUUAGACGAAAUACGUACUACUCUAUCACAAAUCACAGCACCUAUUAAGUCACUAAGCAUUUAUCAUCUUGAUCCAAAUGUCACAGUAUUACCAGAUGGUUUAUUUGAAAAUUCAACAGUUUAUCAUCUUCAAAUAUCUCAUACAGAAAUCAAUACGGUACAAGAACAUGCUUUCUCAGGUCUUGAAUUAACAUUGGAUAGCUUAUCUAUAGUGAACAGCAAACUAAAAGAAAUCCCUCAAGGCUCACUAAACAAACUUGUAACAUUACGAACGUUAGAUUUUGACUCAAACAUAAUUACAUCAGUAGAAAGUUACGCUUUGUAUGGACUUUUGAUAACUAGUUUGAAUCUCCAGAACAACCAGCUUGAUCUUUUGACAGAAUAUGCCUUCGGUGGUCUUGAAAAUACUCUUGAAGAAUUAAUUUUAAUCAACAAUAAGUUAAAACAGUUUCCACUGAAUGCUCUAAGACGUUUGAGGAAUCUUAAGACAUUGAGGUUAGUGUGGAACGAAAUUGAAGACAUACCAGACGAUGGAUUUACAAGAUUUACAAGUUUGCAAAGGGUUGAUUUGAGCUCAAAUAAGAUAAAAUCACUCGAUGAAAAAAGCUUCGUUACCAUGCCCAGACUGACUUCAUUGUCUUUGUAUAUGAAUAGGUUGACAUCACUAAAUGACACAGUUUUUUUGCAUUUAAGAGAACUGGAAUCUCUUGAUGUGAGCCACAAUAAUUUAGCAUCUCUAGCUGGUAAAGCCUUUAGUCAUCUUUCAAAGCUUCGCACUGUUGAUUUAAGUUACAACCAUUUGCAUUCGGUUAGCUCUGGAGCAUUUAAUAACCUCACUCUUCUUCGUGAAAUUUUUUUGACUAACAAUAUUAUCAAAAAGAUUACUAAUGAUACGUUUUAUAAUACUUCUCAGAUUUCUGUUCUUUUUAUUCCAAAUAAUGCCAUAACUCAUAUUGAAUGUGGAGCAUUUUAUCAUUUGCACCAUCUUUAUCAAUUACAGCUUUCAUUCAAUCAACUUAGAGAAAUUCAUCCAUCAAUGUUUAAAAAUAAUCGUGAACUGCGCUCUCUAUCACUUGAUAAUAAUCUAAUCACAGAACUACAACAAGGGACAUUUCAAGAACUUGUUGAGCUGAGAGAUCUUCGGCUGCAAAACAACCUUAUCAAAACCAUUAAGAAGGGAAUUUUUUAUUCUUUGCCAAACAUACAGGAACUACAUUUACAGUUCAACCGAAUAGAAGUCAUAGAAGCAGAAGCAUUGCAGUCGCUCGCUAAUCUUCAACAUUUAAAUAUUCAAGGGAACAAGAUGUUUGAGGUAGAUGACAUCCUAAGCCGUUACCCGUCCAGUCUCAGAUCUCUUCAACUAACCCACAAUGAAAUUGUAUCAAUGAAUGCUAAUAGCUUACUAGGACAAAAUAAACUAGAAAUUCUUUGGCUUAAUCAUAACAAAAUCAUAAGAUUACAUUCUGAUGUAUUUCGAGAUCUGGUUGAAGUACAGAAAUUGUAUCUCGACCACAAUUCUAUCACUACCAUCGAAAGUGGUACGUUUUCUGGUAUGAGACAGUUACUUUAUUUGAACUUAGAAUAUAACAGUCUCAAUCAUCUAAACGUGGAUAUGUUUCAAGAUGCAUCUCAAUUAGAGGAGCUUUAUCUCAGUCACAACCGAAUUAUGGAUAUUGAACCUCAAACAUUUCAAACUCUGCACAAUCUUAAAAUAUUGCACUUAUCACAUAACCAAAUAUACGUUAUUCGAAAGUAUAUGUUUGAAGGAAACUUGCCUCUGAAAGAGCUCGUUUUAUCAAGCACAAUGGCGGAAGAAAUCGAAGCUGGAUCAUUUUUAGAAUUGUCCUCUUUGGAAACUCUUGACAUGAGUGAAAAUAAACUGAGUAAUAUUCGAGUGGAUUUUCUUUAUCUUCCUUCUUUGAAGAAUUUAUUUCUUUCAGGAAACAACCUCAGUGGAGCAAACGAAAAUCUUUUUUAUGGACUGUCGGGUCUAGCGACCCUAAACGUCGAAAACACUGGUCUAAGUCCCGUUACAGUCCGGAUGUUUGAACAAAUGACUGAACUGAGAAUUCUACGUCUUGCAGGAAAUGGAGUAAAAACUCUAGAAUCUCGCCAUUUCUCUAGCCUUGGUUUUUUAAAAGAGCUCUAUCUCGAUAAUAACGAGUUUGAAAACAUACCAACUCAGGCGAUAGAAAACUUACCAAACCUGGAAAUAUUCUCGAUCUCGGAGAAUGCAAUUUCAAGUGUAUCACAUCUGUCAUUUAAGGGAAAUCGCAAUUUAAAGAAGAUAUUUAUUGGCAGCAAUGAUGUAGUAAAUAUAGAACAAGAUGCUUUUGCCAAUUUAACUAAAUUGAAAGAAUUAGAUUUAUCGAACAAUACUCUGAAAUCUUUUCAUUCUGGCGUGUUUGAUUAUUUUAAAAACUUAGAUAAACUCAUCCUGGAUGGAAAUUUAUUAUCUUAUCUUCCAAAUUCUCUAUUAAAUUCUCCAUUAAUAAAUCUACGCAUACUGUCGGUUAACCGAAAUCCAAUAGUACGUAUCAGAGAGGACUUAAGCACAACCGGUAGCUUUAACCACUUAGAAACAUUACGUAUAAACCGAGGCAAUAUAACGGUCAUAGCAUCUCAUGAUUUUCUUGGUUUUAAAAAUAUACUGCAUUUAUCGUUACGUCAUAAUAAAAUUGUCAAAAUAUCACCUGGCGCUUUUAAACCUUUAACAAAAUUAACCGUUCUAGAUCUUGGAUAUAACAAUAUCGAUAUAUUGCCUGAAGAAAGAUUUUAUGGACUGAAGAAAUUGAAAACUUUAAACUUAACAUCAAAUCGGAUAAUUGAACUGCCUGUUUUCAGUGAAGAUAUUGAGCAAGUAGAGAAUUUAGAUGUAUCUGGAAAUCAGUUACACAAAGUAGAGGGAGUUACGUUUAGAAAUCUUUACAAUUUGAAAACUUUAUUAAUGCAGAAUAAUCAAAUAACUUGGAUACAGUCUGGAGCUUUUGUGGAUCUCAGCUCUCUUUCUGAGUUAAAUCUUGAAGACAAUAAAAUAACUCUCCUAAGUUCAAGUACUUUAAUUCCCAUAGAAGUUAGAGUGUCCAAAUUGUUGUUGGCCGGCAACCCAUUUAACUGCGAUUGUCGACUACUCAGUUUUUGGGAAUGGAUUCAAGAGCACACUAGACUGAUCCAUGAUCCCGAAAGCAAUAUAAAAGACCUAAACUGUAUACUUCCAGAAAGAUUGAAAGAAACUUCCAUUUUAAGUCUUCAUCCAGUAGACAUAUGUCCAGCACCUUUCAUAGAAGAUUUAGAAGCAGUGCAUCUUGAUCAUGAGUCCUUAAUUAUUAAAUGGAAUGUGCAAAAUGGAACACUCAUUGAUGAUUUUCUCGUCACAUAUCACCUCACCUCAACUAGAGGAAGUAGCUUGAAAUCGAGUGAGCCUCUUCCUGCUAUUCAAAGACGUUACCAACUUGACGAGUUGAAAUCAGAAACCUGGUACACUGUGUGUGUUACUGCUGCAGGAAAAUACCUAAGAACUUUAGGUAAACCAAUACCAUACGUUACAAUUGAAGGCAAAACACAACCUACAAUUCCAGAUAAUGGAAAUCACAAGUGCCUUCAGAUAAAAACUCUAGCUAAGCUGCAAAAAACGAAAAUGACUUUAUCUACCUUAGGUAUCAUACUUGGAAGCAGCAUAAGUGCUGCUUUGGUACUGACACUAUCAGUUUUGCUGACAGCUAUUAAAUUUAGACGGCGGAGAAGAAGAAGACCUGUAAAGAAUGAUGUUCCACAGGAAUAUAUAUCCUAUAGACAUUUUUCCCUCCAAUCAUCUGAAGAACCUCCAAGAAUUAUAAACCACUGCUUGGAGCAUGCAUCUUGAAGCAGAUUGCAAUACAUUUUUGCACUUGGUGAGUCAAAAUUAUUAAAAGUUAAUAUGCUUUAAAAGAAAUUUUUCAUUAACUAUUU